Molecule: messenger RNA, 6021 nt
Organism: Peromyscus leucopus (white-footed mouse)
Lineage: Eukaryota; Metazoa; Chordata; Mammalia; Rodentia; Cricetidae
Gene: Egfr
Product: epidermal growth factor receptor
Exons: 28
Coding region: 267-3893 (1208 amino acids)
Biological process (GO): positive regulation of epithelial cell proliferation; protein phosphorylation; cell differentiation
Cellular component (GO): basal plasma membrane; signaling receptor complex
Molecular function (GO): ATP binding; epidermal growth factor receptor activity; epidermal growth factor binding
Source: RefSeq, a predicted model, not a curated record
GACCCGCGCGAGCUAGACGUCUGGGCAGCCCCAGAGCAGCGCGCAGCAGCCUUCCUUUGCUUCCUGCACAGUGCGCUCGCCCCGGGCCAGGGCGUCUGGAACGUGUCCCAGAGGACACGGCCUCCCAGACCGCCGAAGCCGGGUCACCUGGACGCGCGCCUGAGUCCGGGUCGCGUCGUUGCGUACGCAGUCACCACGCAGACCGUGGAACUCCGUCUGUCUCGGAUUAAUCCCGGAGAGUCGAAACCAGCCUCUCCUGGGCAGAGAUGCGACCCUCGGGGACCACGGGAACCUCGCUGUUACUGCUACUGGCCUCGCUCUGCGCCGCAGGUGGGGCCCUGGAGGAAAAGAAAGUUUGCCAAGGCACAAGUAACAGGCUCACUCAACUGGGCACUUUUGAAGACCAUUUUCUGAGCCUGCAGAGGAUGUUCAACAACUGUGAAGUGGUCCUUGGGAACCUGGAAAUUACCUACGUGCAAAAGAAUUAUGACCUUUCCUUCUUAAAGACCAUCCAGGAGGUGGCCGGCUAUGUGCUCAUUGCCCUCAACACUGUGGAGAAGAUCCCUCUGGAGAACCUGCAGAUCAUCAGGGGAAACACUCUCUAUGAAAACACCUAUGCCUUAGCUGUCCUGUCCAACUAUGGGACAAACAAAACUGGCCUUAGAGAACUGCCCAUGCGGAACUUACAGGAAAUCCUGACUGGUGCUGUGCGAUUCAGCAACAACCCCAUCCUCUGCUACAUGGAGACUAUCCAGUGGAAGGACAUCGUCCACAAUGACUUUCUGAGCAACAUGUCAAUGGACUUACAGAACCAUCCGAGAAGCUGCCAAAAGUGUGAUCCGAGCUGUCCCAACGGAAGUUGCUGGGGAGGAGGAGAAGAGAACUGCCAGAAAUUGACCAAAAUCAUCUGUGCCCAGCAAUGUUCCCGGCGUUGCCGUGGCCGGUCCCCCAGUGACUGCUGCCACAACCAGUGUGCCGCUGGGUGUACAGGGCCCCGAGAGAGCGACUGUCUGGUCUGCCACAGGUUCCGAGAUGAAGCCACAUGCAAAGACACCUGCCCACCACUGAUGCUCUACAACCCCACUACGUAUCAGAUGGAUGUCAACCCUGAGGGGAAGUACAGCUUCGGGGCCACCUGUGUGAAGAAAUGUCCCCGAAACUAUGUGGUGACAGAUCACGGCUCGUGUGUCCGGGCCUGUGGUCCUGACUACUACGAAGUGGAAGAAGAUGGCGCCCGCAAGUGUAAAAAAUGUGACGGGCCCUGCCGCAAAGUUUGUAACGGCAUAGGCAUCGGUGAAUUUAAAGACACGCUCUCCAUAAAUGCUACAAACAUCAAACACUUCAAAUACUGCACUUCCAUCAGUGGGGACCUUCACAUCCUGCCAGUGGCCUUUAAGGGGGAUUCCUACACACGUACUCCUCCUCUAGACCCACGAGAACUAGAUAUUCUAAGAACAGUAAAGGAAAUAACAGGAUUUUUGCUGAUUCAGGCUUGGCCUGAAAACUGGACGGACCUCCAUGCUUUUGAGAACCUAGAAAUAAUACGUGGCAGGACCAAGCAGCAUGGUCAAUUUUCUCUCGCGGUUGUUGGCCUGAACAUAACAUCAUUGGGAUUGCGCUCCCUCAAGGAAAUAAGUGAUGGGGAUGUGAUUAUUUCUGCAAACCGAAACUUGUGCUAUGCAAACACGGUCAACUGGAAAAAACUCUUUGGGACCUCCAGCCAGAAAACCAAAAUCAUGAACAACAGACCCGAGAACGACUGCAAGGACACAGGCCACGUCUGUAAUCCUUUAUGCUCCUCGGAAGGCUGCUGGGGCCCUUCACCCAGGGACUGUGUCUCCUGCCAGAACGUCAGCAGGGGCAGAGAAUGUGUGGAGAAGUGCAACAUCCUGGAGGGGGAGCCAAGGGAGUUUGUGGAGAAAUCCGAGUGCAUCCAGUGCCAUCCGGAAUGUCUGCCCCAGGACAUGAACAUCACCUGUACAGGCCGGGGGCCAGACAACUGCAUCAAGUGUGCCCACUACAUUGAUGGCCCACACUGUGUCAAGACCUGCCCAGCUGGGAUCCUGGGGGAGAACAACACCCUGGUCUGGAAGUACGCAGAUGCCAGUAACGUCUGCCACCUCUGCCAUCCAAACUGCACCUACGGAUGUGCUGGACCAGGUCUUCAAGGAUGUUCAUCAAGGCCCAAGAUCCCAUCCAUUGCCACGGGGAUUGUGGGUGGCCUCCUCUUCAUAGUGGUGGUGGCCCUUGGAAUUGGCCUGUUCAUGCGAAGGCGCCACAUUGUCCGAAAACGUACACUCCGCCGCCUGCUUCAGGAAAGAGAGCUCGUGGAACCUCUCACACCCAGUGGGGAAGCUCCCAACCAAGCCCUCCUGAGGAUCUUGAAGGAAACAGAAUUCAAAAAGAUCAAAGUUCUGGGUUCUGGCGCAUUUGGCACAGUAUAUAAGGGUCUCUGGAUUCCAGAAGGUGAGAAAGUCAAAAUUCCUGUGGCCAUCAAGGAGUUAAGAGAAGCCACAUCUCCAAAAGCCAACAAGGAAAUCCUUGACGAAGCCUAUGUGAUGGCCAGUGUGGACAACCCCCAUGUCUGCCGCCUCCUGGGCAUCUGCCUGACCUCCACCGUCCAGCUCAUCACACAGCUUAUGCCCUAUGGCUGCCUCCUGGACUAUGUCCGAGAGCACAAGGACAACAUCGGCUCCCAGUACCUGCUCAACUGGUGUGUGCAGAUCGCAAAGGGCAUGAACUACCUGGAAGAUCGGCGCUUGGUGCACCGUGACUUGGCAGCUAGGAAUGUGCUGGUGAAGACACCACAGCAUGUCAAGAUCACAGAUUUUGGGCUGGCCAAACUGCUUGGUGCCGAAGAGAAAGAAUACCAUGCAGAGGGAGGCAAAGUACCUAUCAAAUGGAUGGCUUUGGAAUCAAUUUUACACCGAAUUUAUACACACCAAAGUGAUGUCUGGAGCUAUGGAGUCACUGUGUGGGAACUGAUGACCUUUGGGUCCAAGCCUUAUGAUGGAAUCCCUGCAAGUGAGAUCUCGUCCAUCCUAGAGAAAGGAGAGCGCCUUCCACAGCCACCUAUCUGCACCAUCGACGUCUACAUGAUCAUGGUCAAGUGCUGGAUGAUAGAUGCUGAUAGCCGCCCAAAGUUCCGGGAGUUGAUUGUUGAAUUCUCCAAAAUGGCCCGAGACCCCCAGCGCUACCUUGUUAUCCAGGGGGAUGAAAGAAUGCAUUUGCCGAGCCCUACAGACUCCAAUUUCUACCGAGCCCUGAUGGAUGAAGAGGACAUGGAAGACGUGGUUGAUGCUGACGAGUACCUCAUCCCACAGCAAGGCUUCUUCAGUAGCCCAUCCACAUCUCGGACUCCCCUCUUGAGUUCUCUGAGUGCAAACAGCAACAAUUCCACUGUGGCUUGCAUUAACAGAAAUGGGCAGAGCUGCCGUCUCAAGGAAGACGGCUUCUUGCAGCGGUACAGCUCCGACCCCACCGGUGCCUUAACUGAGGACAGCAUAGACGACACAUUCCUCCCUGUGCCUGAAUAUAUAAACCAAUCUGUCCCCAAAAGGCCAGCAGGCUCUGUGCAGAACCCCGUCUAUCACAAUCAGCCCCUGCAUCCAGCUGCUGGCAGAGACCUGCAUUAUCAAAAUCCCCAUAGCAACGCAGUGGGCAACCCUGAGUAUCUCAACACUGCCCAGCCUCCCUGUGUCAGCGGUGGCUUUGCCAGCACUGCCCUCUGGGCUCCAAAAGGCAGCCACCAAAUGAGCCUGGACAACCCCGAUUACCAACAGGACUUCUUUCCCCAGGAAGCCAAGCCAAAUGGCAUCUUUAAGGGUCCCACCGCUGAAAAUGCAGAAUACCUACGGGCAGCACCACCGAGCAGCGAGUUUAUUGGAGCCUGACGUGGAGGGAUGUCAUACCAGCUAUAAAAUUGGCAGACUUUGCAGAAGCCCAGGACCAAGCCAUGGCAGCACCUCCACUCCUGACAGCCAUGCCCAUCUUGUGCCAAACGUCAGGCCCUCAGACUGGUUUAAAACUGUAACUUUGAUGGGCUUUGUCUUUGACCCAAGAUGUGAGCCCCUCCCCUGACACACUUUGGGGAGUUGAAGGUACAUUUUUUGAUCUUCAAACUGGGAAGAGUCUACACACACACACACACACACACACACACACACACACACACACACAAAGGCAUCCAUCAAGAAUGUUGUCCAUUGGAACUGAAGUUUACCUCAUGGUGAGGUGCAUUGGGGAAAAAACACACAUAAGGAGAUUUGCUGCAUAGGGACCUGCAUUGGGUUUUUAUUUUCUUUACCGAUUUGAUUCGUGGGCUCUUCCAAGAAGGGAGAAGCUUGUUUGCGGUAUGUAUUACACAGAGUUGCUUGGAGCCAACUGUUGCCAGACAGUUGGUUCCACCAGCUCUGCUUCAAGACACUUCUGUGGCAAGACAACUAAAAGCCCUGCAUGCCCUGAGCAGGCCACACGUGUACAGCAUGAAAUCAUGGCUGGUACCAUAGGAUAAGCCACUCUGUUACUCACCGGGCGGGCGGGGCUGGGAGAAGAAGGAUGAAGGGGUAGAAUUUUCCCUCAGACUUACUUUUGUAGAAAUAUGUCCCUCAAGCCACACUCGUUUACUUACCAGUGUUUUCUGACUCUUAGGAUUCCUUGUAUGUUUUCCGUUUCAUUGUUUUGAGUUGUAAUAUGCUUUCCCGUCUUGAUGUCAUAAAGUCAGAAAGAAAAAAAAAAAACAGUAUUAUCAAAGAACAACCAUGAUGCCACAUUUGAACCAUCAGUGUUCUACCCAAAAGCCUUUAAUCAAGAUGGGGUGACAAUGCAAAAGUUCAGAGGAAUAUACCCCAAAAUUUGAGUCUCAGCAUUGUGUCUGUUGAAGCAUGGAUCAGGAGACCACAAAAGUGAUGCUGCUCUUCAAAUCCACUUUGCCUUCACCCCCUCUAGACCCCAAAAUUAGUAUAAACCACACAUGGAGAAUAAUCUUUUUGCUCAUUUUUAUAAGUGUUUACUGGAGAUAUAUUUUCCUCCCUGGUAAGCUGCCACCAACAUUUUCUUUCCCUUUGAGAGAAAAUGAUCUAGGCUACUGUGUAACAAGUCACAGACCGUGGUAAGCACCACAUGCAGGUUCCCAGAGAAAGAAUCUUGAGAAUGGAGUGGAACUCAGGUGACAAGCAUGCAACCUGAGUUUGAAAAACAUGGCAAUGCUUCCAUGGAUGCUUUUCAGAAGAAACUCAUCCCCAAAUAACCCCACUGUCACCGGUGCCUCCAGCUACUCAAGGUCUCAGUGCUUGUUCUUAUUUUGGCCAUCCUUGCAGCCCAAUGAGUUAAGAGCUGUCUUUGGUAAAACAAUAUUUUAAUGCUCCUGGUAUUCAUCCCUUCCCAUUUAUCAAGAGGUGGGUAGAAAUGGACUUAUAAAUACUAACCAUAAGGCAAAAUAAUGAAUGCCAAGUACAUUAUAUCAGCCAGGCACCAAGAGCACAGACUAGGGAUGAUCUAGAAAGUUCACAAAGGAAAUAAUAUUGCCCAUUGUCCUCUGAGAUUUAAAAGGGAAUGGAAAGUAUGUUUCCUUAGAGAAUUCAACCAAGAGAGCAAUGACUGAGAACUCUACUAGUAAGUCAGGUGCAAGGCCAAGUUAGUCAUCCUGCUGCUCCCUCAAGCCUGGUAAUGAGGCUUGCAGCAUUCCCUGGGUUUCCUAACUGUUGUCCACUUCUGGCAAUGUCAGGCUGUCAUCUACAAAAAUAAGUAGUUAGAAAAUUAAGCAACAUUUCUAGAGAUUGAAAUUCCAAGCCAUUGCCAGGAAACACCGCAUGGAUCGUUUAUCCACGGAGAAUGCAGAGGAAACAUUUAGGCAGGUGUUUGUUCUAAAUUGGAAUUCAAAAUGACCCUGUCACUUGUCGGGCAGGUGAUUGGUGAGGGAAAGCGUAGAAAGCCAGUCAAACUGUAGCAAUGAAAUCUUAGUAUUUUUGUACUUUGAAACACUUUUCUUAUAACAAAAUAAAGUAGCAAAAACUACUCAAA